AUGGCAAAACUUACUGUUCAAACGAUUUUACCAGAUAUGAAGCAUACACAUUAUAAUUCUAUAGAAUCACCUAUAUAUCGUUUUCCUCGUCAUCUUUUACAAUAUGAAGAAAAAGUUUCAACAGUAACACUUAAAGACAAAGGUUUAUUAGUACCUGCACGAUUAGCACUUAAACGUCAACGAGGAUCUCUUAAACCGGCGACAAUGAAAACUGAAGCUAUUGAUUCGAGUGCUUUUCAGAUUGAAUUAGGACAUACGGAAGAUUUUGAUUUACAAAAUUCUGAAGAUUUUGAUAAACAUCAUGCAAUGCAAUCAACACCAUUUCAUCCUAAUUCAGUACGAGGUGAUACUCCACAUACUCAAGCAACUGAUAUUUCAGUCAUGUAUAGAGAAAAACCAUUAACUUCACAUCCAGUAACUGGUCAAUAUAUUGCACAACAUGGAGAAGACACUGGAGGUCCAUCACCAUGUUCAUAUGUUUUACCACGUAGACCAUAUAGGGAAAAAAAUGCACCAGCUUAUACAUUUGAAACUGGUUCACGUACAGGAUGGCAAAAACAAUGGUUUGCACAUUCAGAUCCUUAUACAACCAAAGUCGACUUUAAUCGUGAAACUGCUUGGCCAUCUCCAGUUCAUUAUGAAGCUAAAACAGCUUUAGGUAAACAAACAUCUAAAGUUAGUUUUCCAUCAUGGUCUUUUGCGGCACGUCUUAAUAAAAAUCCAAAUAUAUUCCCAGAAAAUAAUCCAAGUCCAGAUACAUAUAAUACAAUAUCAGCUUUUCAUAAAUUAACAGGAACAAAUACAUAUAUUACAAUGAAAUCACGUACUGGUGGUAGUCAAUUAUCAGCUAUACCAAUUAAAGGUAAAAUACCUGGUCCAGGUGCGCAUGAUCAAACAAAAUUUUUAUCAAAUAAACAUUCAGCACCGAAAUAUUCUUUAGCUCGACGUUUACCAAUAUCACUUCGGCAAGAUCCUUAUGUGAAUACAUUACCAUCAGUUGAAACUUAA
Molecule: messenger RNA, 1008 nt
Organism: Adineta steineri
Lineage: Eukaryota; Metazoa; Rotifera; Eurotatoria; Adinetida; Adinetidae
Source: the annotation of a GenBank genome assembly